CCCCGAGUGAGGCGGAGACCCGGGCGGGCGGGCGGAGCAGGCGGCACCGCACCUCGGCCAGAGGCGGCUGCAGCAGCUGUCCUCGUCCCCUUCGCCGCCUCUCUAGUCCCUUCUGUGAUUACCACUCCAGCUGCUGGAAACGGGCGAGAAAGAGGAGGUGAGAAACUCCCACCGACCCACAGAGGGAGCAUGACUUCGGCAACUUCACCUAUCAUUUUAAAAUGGGACCCCAAAAGUUUGGAAAUCCGGACACUAACAGUGGAAAGGCUGCUGGAGCCACUGGUUACACAGGUGACAACACUUGUCAACACAAGCAACAAAGGCCCAUCUGGUAAAAAGAAAGGGAGGUCAAAGAAAGCCCAUGUACUGGCCGCAUCUGUAGAGCAAGCUACUCAGAACUUCCUGGAAAAGGGUGAACAGAUCGCUAAGGAGAGUCAAGAUCUCAAAGAAGAGUUGGUGGCCGCUGUAGAGGAUGUGCGCAAACAAGGUGAGACGAUGCGGAUCGCCUCCUCUGAGUUUGCUGAUGACCCAUGUUCAUCGGUGAAGCGUGGCACAAUGGUGAGGGCGGCAAGGGCUUUGCUAUCAGCUGUAACACGCUUACUCAUCCUGGCGGACAUGGCGGAUGUCAUGAGACUUUUAUCUCAUCUGAAAAUUGUGGAGGACGCUCUGGAAGCUGUCAAAAAUGCUACAAACGAACAAGACCUUGCAAACCGCUUUAAAGAGUUUGGGAAAGAAAUGGUGAAACUAAACUAUGUAGCAGCAAGAAGACAACAGGAACUGAAGGACCCUCACUGUAGAGAUGAGAUGGCAGCUGCCCGUGGAGCUCUGAAGAAGAAUGCCACAAUGCUGUACACAGCCUCCCAAGCCUUUCUCCGCCACCCAGAUGUUGCUGCCACAAGAGCCAACCGAGAUUAUGUCUUCAAACAAGUCCAGGAGGCCAUUGCUGGCAUCUCCAAUGCUGCUCAAGCUACCUCGCCCACUGAUGAAGCCAAAGGCCACACGGGUAUCGGCGAGCUGGCUGCAGCUCUGAAUGAGUUUGAUAAUAAGAUCAUCCUGGACCCCAUGACGUUCAGCGAGGCCAGGUUCCGGCCGUCCCUGGAGGAGAGGCUGGAGAGCAUUAUCAGCGGCGCAGCGCUGAUGGCUGACUCCUCCUGCACCCGGGACGACAGGCGCGAGCGCAUCGUGGCCGAGUGCAACGCAGUGAGGCAGGCGCUCCAGGACCUGCUCAGCGAGUACAUGAAUAAUACUGGAAGGAAAGAAAAAGGAGACCCUCUAAACAUUGCAAUUGACAAGAUGACCAAGAAAACAAGAGAUCUAAGGAGACAGCUUCGGAAAGCAGUGAUGGAUCACAUAUCUGAUUCUUUCUUGGAAACCAAUGUCCCUUUGUUGGUUCUCAUUGAAGCUGCAAAGAGUGGGAAUGAAAAGGAAGUGAAGGAAUAUGCCCAGGUUUUCCGUGAACAUGCCAACAAGCUGGUGGAGGUUGCCAAUUUGGCCUGUUCCAUCUCCAACAACGAGGAAGGGGUGAAAUUAGUCCGAAUGGCAGCCACACAGAUUGAUAGCCUGUGUCCUCAGGUCAUCAAUGCUGCUCUCACACUGGCUGCCCGGCCACAGAGCAAAGUUGCUCAGGAUAACAUGGACGUCUUCAAAGACCAGUGGGAGAAGCAGGUGCGAGUGCUAACUGAGGCUGUGGAUGACAUCACCUCGGUGGAUGACUUCCUGUCUGUCUCAGGUAAUCGCAGGCACCUUACCAGGCAGCUGGAAGAGGGAACAGGAUGA
Molecule: messenger RNA, 1776 nt
Organism: Marmota monax (woodchuck)
Lineage: Eukaryota; Metazoa; Chordata; Mammalia; Rodentia; Sciuridae
Gene: Ctnna2
Product: catenin alpha 2
Exons: 11
Coding region: 190-1776 (528 amino acids)
Biological process (GO): cell migration; cell-cell adhesion
Cellular component (GO): actin cytoskeleton; catenin complex; adherens junction
Molecular function (GO): actin filament binding; beta-catenin binding; structural molecule activity
Source: RefSeq, a predicted model, not a curated record